Blepharisma stoltei is the source of this 1380-nucleotide messenger RNA. The record is from the annotation of a GenBank genome assembly. NCBI's taxonomy places the organism in Eukaryota, Ciliophora, Heterotrichea, Heterotrichida, Blepharismidae.
AUGGCGCACUGGAGUAUACGAUCUUCUGAUUCUAUUUCUCCCCGAGACGAUAAUUACUAUAUGACUCAAGUUGACAUUAUGAAAUCCAGCCUUAAAGAAACCGAAUUAAGCUUAGUUAGGUCGCUUGAAAAAAAUGCAAUGCUAGUCACAAAACUAGAAGAAGCCCAAGAUGAAAUUGAAAGGAGUCAUGACCAAUUAGAAAAUCAAGCAUUACUAGUCAAAAGUUUAAAACAACGCUGCCAAGAACUAGAAAGCCAAGCAAGAAUUGAAGAGCAGCCUGAAGAAUGGGAGAUACUUAACUAUAAAAAGCAAAUAGAGGUAAGGGAAAACCAAAUAGAUGAGCUUGCACAGGUAAUAAGAUGCAAAGAAAGAGCUAUUGAGACCCUUACUUCAAAUCAAGUGUUUUCACAAGAACAAUUUGAAGGAAUGAAGCAAGAGUUGGAGGAAAAAACUAAAGAGCUGGAAUUAUUACAAAGAAGGCUGAGAUUUACAGAGAAAUCGAUUGAUAACCUUUAUUUAAAUAAUAGGACAGAAGGAGAACUGAUGCUGGAAGUUGAGCACAUGAGGAAUGAUAAUAAGAGGCUUUUGGAAUUGUUAAACCAAACCCAAGAAUAUAAACACUUAGCUCAAUAUUUAGAAGACAGCAAAGGAGCUCAUUACGUUCAAUCUUCUAAAAGAUCUAAAAAAGGACAAAAGACAGACGAGCUCGAAAAUUGGGUGCCUCAAGAAAUUUUCAAAUUAAUUGAUGUUUACAAAAAGAGCCCAAAUGAGCUUACUGAUAACGUCCUCCACACACUUGUAUUAGAAUUAAAUACAGUUUGAAGAGAACGAGAGCGAACUCAAAUCGAAAAAUUAAAAAAUAAAUACAAAACCCAAAUUUUGGACUUAAAAAGGCAGCUUUUCAUGAGGCAGCCAUAUGAUACUAUAAAAUCCCAAAAGAAAGUUUCUUAUCUCAAAACUGAGCUCAAAAAGGUAAAUGAUGAUUUGAAACAAAAUUUCUCCUCAAAAACCACAAAGCUUGGCCCUGGAAUUGAUAGCAUAGAAAGUACCUUGAAAUUAAUUAGCAAGCUCCAAGAAGAAAAUAACAAGUUAAAACGUGAAAUAGUUUUGUUGAAGAAAAAAACAGAAAACAACGAUAAUAAGUCAAAGCUUAUAGAAAGCAUGGGAAAAUUAGGAGAACAAGUAAUACAAGAAAGCACAAAAAUGCAUCAGCUUAUUAAUAAUUUAUUAACUGAAUUUGAAGAAAAUCCAGGCGGAGAGAAAGGGAAUACAAAGAGAGAAUGAUUACUGGUAAUAGAUAUGCAGGAUAAUAUAGAAAAAAUUGUAGGAACAUUCAGUGGGAAUGUGGAGGUGCUAGUUGACAGCACAUACAGAGGAUAA